AUGUCAUACGAUAAGAGACACGACGUUAUCGAUUUAGUUGGUAACACACCAUUGAUCGAACUUAAAAAGCUACCAAAGGCCCUUGGUGUUAGACCAAGAGUCUUUGCCAAGCUUGAAUUAUACAACCCAGGUGGUUCUAUUAAGGACCGUAUUGCAAAGUCCAUGAUUGAAGAAGCUGAAGAAAAAGGUUUAAUUUCUCCAGAGAGAACUACUUUGAUCGAACCAACUUCUGGUAACACUGGUAUUGGUCUUGCUUUGAUUGGUGCCAUCAAGGGUUACAGAACUAUUAUUACUUUACCAGAAAAGAUGUCUAACGAAAAGGUUUCUGUUUUAAAGGCUCUAGGUGCCGAAAUUAUUAGAACUCCAACUAAUGCUGCAUGGGAUUCUCCAGAAUCUCACAUUGGUGUUGCUAAGAAGCUUGAAAAAGAAAUCCCAGGUGCUAUUAUCUUGGAUCAAUAUAAUAACAAGAUGAACCCAGAAGCUCAUUACAGAGGUACCGGUAAAGAAAUCCAAGGCCAAUUAGAAGAAUUAGGUUUAUUUAACAAAUUGAACGCUGUUGUUGCUGGUGCCGGUACUGGUGGUACUAUUACUGGUAUUGCUAAGUACAUUAAGGAGCAAGAUUCAAAGAUUCAAAUUGUUGGUGCUGAUCCAGUCGGUUCCAUUCUAGCUCAACCUGAAAAUUUGAACAAUACUGAUAUUACCGAAUAUAAGGUUGAAGGUAUUGGUUAUGAUUUCAUUCCAGAUGUUCUAAACAGAAAUUUGAUUGACACAUGGUACAAGACUGAAGAUAAACCAUCCUUUAUCUAUGCUCGUGAAUUGAUUUCUAAUGAAGGUGUUUUAGUUGGUGGUUCUUCCGGUAGUGCCUUUGAUGCUUUAAUAAGAUACACUGAAGAUCAUCCAGAAUUGACUGAAGAUGAUGUUAUCGUUGCUAUCUUCCCAGAUUCCAUCAGAUCAUACUUGACUAAGUUUGCUGACAAUGAAUGGUUAAAGAAAAACAACCUAUGGGAUGACAAAGUUUUGGCCAACUUCAACCAUUCUAAAAAGACCACUAACUCCAGUGCUUCUGACAUCUUCAAUGGUGCCACUGUCAAGGAUCUAAAGUUGAAACCAGUUGUCUCUGUCAAGGAUGAUGCUAAGGUUGCUGAUGUCAUUAAUAUCCUAAGAGAAAAUGGAUUUGAUCAAUUACCAGUUCUAACUUCCAAUGGUCAUUUGACAGGUUUGGUUACACUAUCACAAUUAUUGAAGAAGAUAUCCACCGGUGUAGUGACCAAGGAUGAUUCAAUUCGUGGUACAUACCUUGAUUUCAAGAAAUUAAAUGAUUUUGAUGCUGUUUCAUCUUACAAUGACAACAAAUCUGGUAAGAAGAAGUUUGUUAAAUUCACUGAAGGUUCUACUUUAAACGAUCUAAACAAAUUCUUUGAAAAAAGUUCAUCUGCUGUUAUUACUGAUGGUCUAAAACCAGUUCAUAUUGUCACUAAGAUGGAUUUGUUAAGUUAUUUAGCUUAA
Maudiozyma saulgeensis is the source of this 1506-nucleotide messenger RNA. The record is from the annotation of a GenBank genome assembly. Lineage: Eukaryota; Fungi; Ascomycota; Saccharomycetes; Saccharomycetales; Saccharomycetaceae.